Lycium ferocissimum is the source of this 1949-nucleotide messenger RNA. Its product is annotated as serine/threonine-protein kinase AGC1-7-like. The transcript is spliced from 3 exons. Gene Ontology annotation, molecular function: protein serine/threonine kinase activity; ATP binding. NCBI's taxonomy places the organism in Eukaryota, Viridiplantae, Streptophyta, Magnoliopsida, Solanales, Solanaceae. Gene Ontology annotation, biological process: protein phosphorylation. Gene Ontology annotation, cellular component: cytoplasm; plasma membrane; nucleus. The record is from RefSeq and is a predicted model, not a curated record. Bases 237 to 1643 code for a protein of 468 amino acids.
UUUUUGUCUUUUGAAUGGCUGGCCUCGAUUAGGAGGCUGUUUUUAUACAUAUUUAUAUACAGAUUUGAAUUUCAAUUAAAAAGAAAUCUGUCUUUGUAACCAAAAAAAAGGGGAAACAAAUUCUGUUUUUUGUUCUUGUACAACACCAACAUGCGAUAAGCUGUAUAGAAUCUGGCUGCAUGACGUCAUUACUAAAUCUGUCUUUUUAAUUUUUCAUAUUUUCAGGUUCUUUCAUAAUGUCGUCGAAGCCGACACCUUUAGAGUUACCUGAGAUGAACAGCAUUUCACUAGAAGAUACAUUUCAGACCAGCAAAGUUAGUGACAGCACAGAGAUGACAAGCUCCAGUACUAGUAGUACACCCCUGAAGCCACACACUGGUGGUGAUGUUCGAUGGGACGCGAUUAAUUCGGCUACUGGUAAAGGCGGACCUCCCCUUGGUUUAAGCAACUUUCGGUUAUUGAAGCGUCUCGGAUAUGGGGAUAUUGGAAGUGUGUACCUUGUGGAACUCAGGGGAACAAAUACCUACUUUGCAAUGAAAGUGAUGGAUAAAGGAUCUCUAGCAAGUAGAAAUAAAUUGCUCAGAGCACAAACAGAGAGGGAGAUUCUUGGUUUACUUGACCAUCCAUUCUUGCCAACUUUAUAUUCUCAUUUUGAGACUGACAAGUUCUAUUGCUUAGUCAUGGAAUUCUGCAGUGGAGGUAAUCUGCAUACCCUCCGCCAAAAGCAGCCCAAUAAGCAUUUCACUGAGGAGGCUGCUAGAUUUUAUGCAUCAGAGGUGUUGUUGGCACUUGAGUAUCUGCAUAUGCUAGGAAUUGUUUACAGGGAUCUUAAGCCAGAAAAUGUACUAGUGAGAGAUGAGGGUCAUAUAAUGUUGUCUGAUUUCGACCUAUCCCUCCGUUGUUCUGUCAAUCCAACACUCGUCAAGUCUUCAUCGGUACAUGGAGGAGGAGGAAAUCUCAGCAGUAGUGGAUCCGGUAUUUUAGACAACGACAAUGCAGUCCAAGGUUGCAUCCAACCCUCAACUUUUUUCCCUCGUAACAUUCUCCCUACCAAAAAGAAUCGCAAGUCUAAAUCAGAUUUCGGGCUAUUUGUGGGAGGAUCACUCCCUGAGCUUAUGGCGGAGCCCACAAAUGUACGAUCCAUGUCCUUUGUUGGGACCCACGAGUACUUAGCCCCUGAAAUAAUUCGCGGAGAGGGUCAUGGUAGUGCAGUUGAUUGGUGGACUUUUGGCAUAUUCUUAUAUGAACUUCUGCAUGGGACAACGCCUUUUAAAGGUUCUGGCAAUCGCGCAACACUCUUUAAUGUUGUCGGACAACCUUUGAGAUUCCCAGAUACACCGCAAGUAAGUCCUAUUGCGCGCGAUCUUAUAAGGGGGCUCCUCGUGAAAGAGCCACACAAGAGAAUUGCAUAUAAAAGGGGUGCUACUGAAAUAAAACAACACCCGUUUUUUGAGGGAGUCAAUUGGGCUUUGGUGAGAAGUGCUAUUCCUCCCUCUAUACCUGAACCUGUGGACUUUGCUCAGUAUGCCAGUAAAGAAGCAUCAGCUCAUUGUUCAGAUAAGAAGAUGCCAGAUACUGAAAGUCAUGAUAAAAGCAAAAACACUUCUACAGAUUCUUCAUACAUUGAUUUUGAGUACUUCUAGGAUCGAAUACGAUCUACAAAAUUCAUAUCAACGUUGAUCAGAAAACAAAUAAUGCAAAGGAUUUUCUCUUAUUGUGGAAAUUCAAGUGAUGUUAAUGCUAAGUUAGCACGAAACGUUUGAAGUAUAAAUCGAAUGGUCAAAUGUGGGGUAAGGUUCGACCAUUAUACGUUGGUAAGAUUAACUUCUGACCAACUUUGUAUAAUCUUGAAAGUAUGUGCAUGCAGUGUGCUUAUUGUGUAGAACUGAAUAGCAGUGUAACUUCCGAGUGCUCCGAGAAGAAAUCAACUUGCAGCACUUUCAGACGAA